Molecule: messenger RNA, 1449 nt
Organism: Etheostoma spectabile (orangethroat darter)
Lineage: Eukaryota; Metazoa; Chordata; Actinopteri; Perciformes; Percidae
Gene: cd79a
Product: CD79a molecule, immunoglobulin-associated alpha
Exons: 5
Coding region: 242-916 (224 amino acids)
Biological process (GO): B cell receptor signaling pathway; B cell differentiation
Cellular component (GO): external side of plasma membrane; B cell receptor complex
Source: RefSeq, a predicted model, not a curated record
AUCAAAAAUAUUCUUCUUGAAGAAAUUAACCUAUAAUCCAUUUUCUAAAGGCAUGCAGAUAUAGCUUUGAUGCAAAUGUGGGACAGUCCAAAUUCAUUCAAGCAUACAUCCUGGCUGAGAAAAACAAGACACCACUGGGUUAGUAUAAUAGCAGUGAAGACUGGGACCAGUGUUGUAUAAAGACUGAUCUGUGUUAUUUCAGAACGUUUUUUAAUCUCUGGACCAAACAUUUGUUAACGCAAUGGGGACAGUCACAAACAUUCUCCUCUGCAGCGUUGUCGUGGUUAUUGCUCAGAAUGAGGUGACUUUAGAGCCGGACAGGCCCUUUUUGAGGAUACAGGUCUUCCAGAGAGCUGUUUUGGAGUGCUGCUACAGUACCAUUGGGACGUCAGUGACAUUCACUUGGAUCAAACUGGCUCAGAACAAAACCUUGGCUCAACGUGCUGUGGAGUUUUCAGACACUGUGACUAAAGACAGCAAAAUAGACAAAUCCUGUGGCACCCUAACCUUCCACCGAGUCCAGCUGAGUGACUCUGGACUGUACCAGUGUUGGCUGAACGGCAGCAGCGGCGGUCUCCUCUCACAUGGCACCUACCUGCAGGUCUACAAACCAAUGGAGAAAACAAUAAACCUCAGUGAAAGCACCAAAAACAAGAUCCUGACAGCUGAGGGAGUCUUACUGCUACUGUGUGUGCUUGUGCCUUCUGUCACCCUUCUCUUCAAGUCAAAGAGACUAAAUGAACUGGAGAAAAAGAAAGCAAAGAAGGAAGAGGAAAACAUAUAUCAGGGGCUAAAUCUGGACGAUUGUUGGUCCACAUAUGAUCAGAUUGAACGCUCCCAGGCACAUGGCCCAUACCAGGAUGUGGGCAACAUUAAAGAGGAGGAGGAGGAGGAGAUUCAACUGGAGAAACCCUGAAGGAAAGGGGAAGAUAGAGAAAGGGGAAAUGUUGAGUAUAUUUUGAAAGUUUAACUGUGUGAUAUCUAAAUUGAAGGAGAGUCUUCAACAAGCAUAUUUGGAAUUUGUACAUAAGCUGCAGUUUUAGUUUUAGCAUCUGAUAACCCAGUUUGUUUAAUUUGAGAUGCAACAUUCAUUAUUAUACUUGGAAACAGCCUCACAAGGGUCCACUCAGAUAGGGUCAUAGCCAUUCAACUGAUCUCAACAGACCUUCAUUGCUCUGCUUCUCCACGUAAGGAAGUCAAACACCGUUCAUGUAAACACACUGUCCACACAAAGAUGACACUGGUUUAAAUUUGGCAUAGUAUCCUUUUAACAGAGGACACGCCCUCUGUAGCUGCAGCAACUUCUGAGUGAGGUCGAGCUUGCUUUGUUGUCGGCUUCUUUUAAUGUUCAUUAAACAAUCUAUAUUGAAUUUCAUGUAUUUUACUGAAUGGCUUUAUGAUGUGUGACAAUAUAUCUACUUUCUGUCAUUUCUAUGAGUACUCAACGAA